CCUUUCAACAGAAAAGCGGCAAUUUCUGACAUCAAAACAAACAAAUAACAAUAAAAACCAAAAAUAAUAAAAACACAUAAUGGAGGACAUAAACUUCCACGAUUUCACGCCCAAGGAGCGCUAUGAGAUCAUCAAGGACUUUCUGGUCAAGAUGCGCAGAGCCGACUCGAUGCCAAGCAAGGACUUGCAUGUCCAACGAUUCUUCGAGCAUUAUUUACGAAAAUUCUACAAACUACCUUAUAAAUUGGUCAAUGAUAUUGCAUACUGCCAACGGGCCAUGAAAACACACCUGGCUAUCCAUCAGACAAUCGUCAGUGUUUUUGGACAGCAGGCCGAUGCUGAUCCCGUGAUCAAAAACAAAUACAUAGUCGAACUGGAGGAAAUGCUGCACGAAUUGAAUGCAGAAUGUCACUACUUGGUGCUUCGCCUCCAGGAUGACAUAGAUCGCUUCUGCUUGGCCUUCACGGAGCAGGACCUCCAGCCCAACAAGCUGGUCAUCAAGGAUAUUGUAAGUGAAGCCAUAGUGCCGCUCAUCGUUGCCCCAGAAACUUUCAUCAAGCCGUAUUUCGUUUUGGAGCGGCCCAGCGAGAGUGAAUUGCUUAGGAAGUAUUUCAUAAUAGAAGGAGGCGAACCCGCCAUAGAAGUUCCUCUUGCUGAGGAACCACCAAAGACAAAGCCAAAGUCAAAGCCGAAGCCUAAGCCGCUUCAAUCGUCACCCGACAACCUGGAUGUAAGGAAGAGUCGUCUCAAUCUGCAGGCAGCUCUAAAUCGUGCGCAUUCAAAAUCCCAGCCAGCGGAGAGGAAGGAAGAAGAUGAAGAUCAGGGGGAUCCUAUGAAAAAUUCCUUUAUGCAAUCUGUGGGUCUCUGCUCCCAUGCCCAGUACAAGCGACUCAAGUUGUCCAUGGUUUUGCUCCAGAAGCGUAAGCCUAAGCCAAGUGAGAAGACCAAAUAAUAGCCGCCACUACUCGAAAUGGGGACCUCUGUUUUUGUUCUGUUCCUAUAAAGUUUUUAUAAGAAUGUUUUAUAUUUAUAUAGGCUUAAGGGACGCAAGCACGGGAUAACGUAAAUAAACUGGUGAAAUAAUAAGGGUGUAAGCAAUGCCAGAAAAAGAA
Molecule: messenger RNA, 1112 nt
Organism: Drosophila biarmipes
Lineage: Eukaryota; Metazoa; Arthropoda; Insecta; Diptera; Drosophilidae
Exons: 3
Coding region: 80-952 (290 amino acids)
Source: RefSeq, a predicted model, not a curated record